Molecule: messenger RNA, 1596 nt
Organism: Helicoverpa zea (corn earworm)
Lineage: Eukaryota; Metazoa; Arthropoda; Insecta; Lepidoptera; Noctuidae
Product: inactive ubiquitin carboxyl-terminal hydrolase MINDY-4B
Exons: 12
Coding region: 1-1260 (419 amino acids)
Biological process (GO): protein K48-linked deubiquitination
Molecular function (GO): cysteine-type deubiquitinase activity; K48-linked deubiquitinase activity
Source: RefSeq, a predicted model, not a curated record
AUGCUUCGAACCAAUAGAGAUGGCGUUCCAGCUCCAUUUGAAGAGCGAGUUCUGUACGCGAGGAACAAGUUAUUGAAUGGGGCUAGGCCAGCUGUGGUCGGUGGGACGCCGAUAACUGAGGAGUUAGCGACCGAACUACGAGUGACCUGCUUCAGCUCAGCAUCGUGUCCACCUCGAGGGGAAUGGAUCCGUACUCCGUUGGUGAUGAGGCCGCCAGACCAGCCACUUGGUUACGGAUUAGCUGCUCCGAGGAAUGGAGCCAGGUCCUUGCUAUCGGCUCUCCAAGCGCACAUGAUCAAGUGGCUGCUCUUCGACUCGAGGCCACAGACUAAGGACAACAAAUGCGACGUUCCUCCUGACACUUACCUUCGACCUUCGGAGGAACGUCAAGAAGAAGCAUUAUGGAGGGCCUGCAGUGAAGUCAUCUGGCGUUGUGGUGGAGGUGGUAACACUGGUCAGGCUGCUGCUGAUCCAAAGGCAGUGGUGGGGUUGCCAAGCGGAAAUAAUUACGUGCAACAUAGCUCCCAGUAUUACCAUGAUGGAGUUACUGAAAAGCUGCACAUUUUCGAAUUCACCACUUUGGAGGAUCUCCAGAUAUUUCUGAAGCGUUAUUUAUAUUUGUUCCAAAUUGAAGACGGAGUUGGAGCCUUGUUACUUCUCUAUGCGUGUGUAUUGUCACGAGGAUGUGAAAACAUCAAGAAAGACCUGGACGGCAAGAUAACGCAUCUAGUGUCAGCUCACGUGGAGGGAUCCAUCAAUGUGGUGACCCUGCUGCUGACUGGUCGAGCUACUCCGUAUCUUCAUAAUGGCGUACUGUAUGUGGGCGAUGAAGAUCAUUACGCUAUGCCCCAAUUCGGAAUACUAGCCCGCAGUCCCGUCGGUUUACUAGUAUGGUAUGGCGGCGAGGAGAACUCUAAGAAUAACAUCAACAAGCAGUUCCCUGGCUCCAGGCUGAAGACUCCUGCUUUACCUAUAUGGGUGACAAGUUGUUCCGGGCACUACGGCGUCCUCUUCAAUACAAAUCGGGAACUGCUGAGAAACUACCACGCCGAGAGAAGAUUCGAUAUCCACUACUACACGUGCGGCGGUUGUCACGUUCUGCUGAAUGUGGACACUCGAGCACACGAUGACGUAGCGGGGCCUCUGCGCAGUGAUGACAUCAGUGCUACUCCGCUUGAGAAGUUGAUUCAUACUAAAUGGCAGGAUGCGGCUAUUACUUGGACUGGGUCCACGCCAUACGUUGGAGAGCCUGUCAAGUGAAAUUUCUUACAAUUAUUAUAGCUUCGGUAGCAAUUGUUAUAGUUUAAGCUUUAAUAUAUUUUAGAAAUUAUAGUAUACGAUGGAAGAGAUUAUUAUUGCUAUUGAGCUGCUAAAAUACAUUUAACUUGCUGUUUUACUGGCUACCGAAUAAAAGUUACUCCGAAUGAAAGUCUACUCAGUUUUAGUUUAAAAGUGCAUAAAAUAGCUACGAUCGCAUGUAAAAAACGAGUAUUAACGAGGUUUUGUUUUUUAUAUUGUUAAUUUUAGUGUAUUUGAUGAAAUAUAUAGUUACUGAAAAACAAAAAUAUGCUUGUCAAACUAUACCUAUAUAUUUUU